Messenger RNA from Chlorella variabilis, 1428 nucleotides. RefSeq lists its product as hypothetical. NCBI's taxonomy places the organism in Eukaryota, Viridiplantae, Chlorophyta, Trebouxiophyceae, Chlorellales, Chlorellaceae. The transcript is spliced from 9 exons. The record is from RefSeq and is a predicted model, not a curated record. The coding region runs from base 1 to 1428 and encodes 475 amino acids.
AUGGCGGCACUCCCGCCGGGGCGCCACCUGGCGCAUGAGGUCCUGCUUGCAUUGUACGGCCUGCUGAGCCGCUACGCGCAGAUCAAGCCUACGCUACCAGUCCCCGCGCUGCGCCUGGUGGUGGUGACAAACCUGAUUGGAGAGGCCGCGCUGCUGCUCUUCCAUGCAGCGCCGCUGCUGGUCGCGGCGCAAGUGCGGCGGUGGAGGCGGCGCAGCUGGCCGCAGCCCGGCCUCCCUGCUCACGGCCCAGGGGAUGCAGCAGCGGCCUCUGCCAAGGCGGGAGAUGGGUGCUGCAGCAGCAGCGAGAGCAGCGAGGCCGCAGGAUGCCCGCCCGACGGGGAUGUGGAGCAGGCGGCAGGGAGCCCUCCGCAGCAGCACAGCUCGCCGGGCCAGCCUGACGAGCAGCCUUUGCAGCAGCAGCAGCAGCGGCGCCCGGCGCCCCUGGCUCAUGCCAAGACCUCGGUCCGGCCGCCGCUGCCCCUGGCGCGCGGCCUGUCCAGCCGGUUUGAGCGGUGGGAGGCGGGGCGGCCGCUGCUGCGCCGCCGCCUGGCGCUGGCCGCCAUCGUGGUCAGCUUCAUGGGCUGCUGCUCCCUGCACAUCCUGGCCCCCGGCUUUGUGGACGUGUCCAUCGUGAUGCUGACCACACAGUGGACGCCGCUGUUCAUCGCAGCGGUACAGUCGCUGCUGCUGCGCAAGCCGCUGCCGCGCGCCUUCUGGCCCAGCGCUGCCGUCAUGCUGGGCGGCGCGGGCAUGGUCAUCGUGCCGGCGGUGUCCCAGAGCACGUCGGGCAGCCUGAGCACGGCCCGCGGGUGGUGGGGCUUUGCCAUGGCGCUGGGAGCCCUCAUCUCGACCGUCAUUUACUACACGCUGCUGCAGGCCUGCCGUCACAUGGGGUUCACCGCGCUGCGGCUGCAGCAUUACAUGAACCUGGCUUCCAUCCUGCUGUACCUCCCCCUCACGCUGCCCAUCAACGGCACCGCCUGGGGGGCACAGUUUGCGGGGUGGGGCGCCACCGACUGGGCAGCGCUGGUCAGCCUGGCGACCGUCGCCUACAUGGGCAGCGGCGUGUUUAUGCAGGCGCGCGGGUGCCGGGCCGCGCCUCGCCUGUGCGUGUGGCGGCUGGGCGCCCCCACCGCCUCCAUGUUCUUCGGCCUGCGCCUCGUCUUCUCCGUGGUGCUUUCCACCCCCAUCCUGGGCUCCACCAUCAUCCAGACGGGCGUGCAGAUCGCGGGAGUAGUCGUGACGGCAGUGGCGGUGACGGCGUAUGCGGGCAGCCAGUGGUGGGCCAGCCGCGGCGAGCAGCUGCGGCAGCAGCUGGCGGAGCGGCAGGCGCAGGGGGAGGCGGCGGCGGAAGCGGCUGACUUGGGGGCCAGCCGUGAUGGGUGGCAGCACCCGGUGCACCACAAACAGCGCAAGCCACUGUCUUAG